AUGGGAUCUAUCUGUAUAAAUCAAUCAUCUAAUCCUUAUGAAGAUCUUCAUUACCCUAUAAUUAAAAAAAUCUAAAAAUUCGCUCCAGACAGAUAAAAUGCUUUAGAAAAACCAUUGAUUCAUUCUGAACUAACUGAGGAUGCUCAAGAAUUAACAUAAUUGGAAGGCAUUCUUGAAGAUCUCGAGGUUGACAAAAAGGUCAGCGAAGAUAAAAUUAAAAAUGAUGACACCACCAUUCUAAAUGAGUAGGUAAUAUAAAACAUAGCUGUGUAUGAGGCGAUCCAAAGACUAAAUGAGAUUGUAACUCAAAUUUAAUUUUAAGUAGAGUUACAAAGAAAAUGUUCAGUAAUUUAGAAAAUCAAUUCGAGUGAAUCGGAAACUCAAACAUUAAAGGGGAUUUUAAAAACUAAUAGAUCAAAAUCGAAAUCCAAGUCGAAAUCCAAUCAUUCACUUUAUAGACUAAAGUAGACGAUUACGUAAAAAAAAGUCUCAUUUGAUCCUAGAAUAUUAAGACGCAAAGCCAACAAAAUUUAUAUUUGA
Paramecium octaurelia is the source of this 540-nucleotide messenger RNA. The record is from the annotation of a GenBank genome assembly. NCBI's taxonomy places the organism in Eukaryota, Ciliophora, Oligohymenophorea, Peniculida, Parameciidae.